Belonocnema kinseyi is the source of this 3402-nucleotide messenger RNA. RefSeq lists its product as uncharacterized. The record is from RefSeq and is a predicted model, not a curated record. Bases 123 to 2153 code for a protein of 676 amino acids. Lineage: Eukaryota; Metazoa; Arthropoda; Insecta; Hymenoptera; Cynipidae. The transcript has 9 exons.
CUGUAGAAAAUUGUCACGCGAAAAUUACAUAAAAAAGGAAGUCCGGAAAACUGAUUCUCAGAAGGAACAAUCUGCUUUGCGUAUCAAACGCAUCAAUAAUAAGACCCACGAAAAUUAAGGUCAUGUCGCCAAUAGGGUGGUUUCUCUUCGUAAUUGUGGGUAUUGUGACAGCCCUUAAUCCUGCGCCUCAUCGCACUAACGAAGAAUCUUUGAGGGGUGCCUUAAACGCAAUUACCAGGAAACAGCGCUCUCUUGAUCUUAAUUCACGUGAAUUCUACAACGAUCUUCAUUCAUUUAAAUACAGGGGAGACAACGACAGACAACGAGAAAGGCAACGCGAAGGAAAUUACUUUGACGAGGAGGAAGAGGACUUAGAAUUCCUCCCCUUAGAAAACGGACAGGUUGAAACGAUGAGCGAUGGAUAUCGGAAUAUAAACGAAAAGCAGUUGGAACGAGCUCUGGCUGACUACAUCAAAAGUGAAUCAAUCCAAGAAGAGCCAGUAUCCUCGCUGUUUCGAGAACGAGAACGAGGUUCAAGUAUCAAAAGAGGGGGAGCUUCAAGAAAUGAUCGACCAAAUGCUGAUGACGAAGAGCUGGCAAGACUCUUCUUGGAGGAAUUAGAAUCUGGAUCACCCUAUCGUCAAGAUGAAUUGGACGAUACUGACUACUACAAUACACUACAAAUGCUCCACAGACCUCAACAGGAAAACAGACCCUAUGGGAACGAUGCUCUGAUGUCCUGGGGAGAUUUCGCAGAGAAAAAACCACUUAGGGACAGAAUCAGAGAUGAUGACCAGAUGGAAUAUUCAGAUCGGGACCUUCAGGACUUUUUUAUGGUGCCUAUGGUACCCCUGGAAAGAAGAAAUGUAAAUGGUCGAUAUCCUCUUGGUCAAAACUUGAGGAGCUAUAGGGAUGUGUCUAAACGAUUUCCUGUUGCUAAAAGAAGUGCGAAGGCUGUAAGCAAAGUCAGUCAAGUCACUGAUCCAAAGGUUGCUCAAGACCUGGGAACUCUCUUCGGCACGCAGUCAAGCGAGAAGCACAAUCACACGCACGAACACGGAGGUCAUGAUCAUGAUCACGAUCAUGAUCAUAAUCAUAAUCACGAACACGACCACGCUCACCAACAGGGUUCUGAAGUUCAUGGUAUGUCCGGACACAAUCACGAGGUUACAUCAGCAACUCCGAGCGUGACCCCUCAGCCUAAGGGUCAGAAGGAAAACAUGACAAAGGCAACCAAGUCAAAGGAGCGAUCGAUCGAGGUCAAGAAAAAGAGUGUCGACUGGUCUGACUACUUUGGAAUCGAUAGGAGAAAGAAGAAAUCAAUCUUCUUGGCCAAACCAGGAUCCCAGGAUCUAGAUGACGAGUGGUUUUUGGAACGCUACUACAAAACCAUGUCUGAUAAUUUGAAAUCCGAAAAUGAACGAGACGAAAGCAACAAGAAUGAUAAACUCCAACAGAUGGAUUCCAGACUGAAGAACAUCAAGGAUCUGAUAAUCGAAGAAGCUCUCAAUUCGGAUGGUGAAGACAUUCAAGAAAUUAAGGACAAGGUGAUGUCAAGGCUUGCAGCUGCUUAUUCUCUCGAAAAAAUGCGAAGAGCUCUGAAGGAAUUCAGAGACAACGUCAUUAUUCAGAGAGAAAGUCAGAACUCUGCAAAUCAGGAUAUUCUGACCACCAAUCGUCCUGAGGAUUCGAUGAUUGAUAAGAGCGAAGAGAAACGCGGCCAGGGUAUUACAAACAUGGAAGGUGUCGACGAAGGAAGCAACUGCCCAGAACUUGAUUUAAUUGAAAAGCGUUGCAGAGUUGCUAGCCUUCUUGCUCAUGAUAUCAAACAUGUUCUACACGGUCCAUGCGUUUCGGCCCAGAUUUGCAGAUCUUGUGGAGACCAGGAUUGCAUCAGCAGGUUCGCGGUCGACGUAGCCAAAGCCUGCGAAUCUCAAGAGAUCCAGCAAAGCACCUGGACAAGAGAUCAAUGCUUUGAGGCUGCUACUUUACUACCCUUAAAUCCUCCAGCAUCAGCUGUAGUUCUUUGCCAUUCUGAAGGUAGGGAAUCCUGUAUCAUGCGAUAUUUCUACCGCAAUCGUCAAAGGAUUUCUUAUCCCCACGAUUUGCACCACCGAAUUGGCUUCGAUAACAUCGCCUCUUCCCAGCGAUAAGACCAAUCAAAUCGCUGAGACGACUCAUAUAAAUUUCCUUCGUCCCAUAAUAAAUCGGCAGGGCAAUCAUGAUCGUAAAGUCACCCGAAUGUCGAUUCACGAACGAAUUUGAGUCACGAGUGCGGUUCUUUCUAUCUCAUAGAACAUAGAGCGAAGCCAGGUUCUCUCUUUGAUGAAGAUAAAAAUUUAUAUCCACUUUAAAACUCUAUCAAGACAAAACACUGUAUCGGAAAUUCAUAUAGUGAAGCUACGCAAACCUUGUAUUUCGUCAUCUCUCAUAUUUCUUUCUAUUAUCAAACCCUUCCAGCUUCUUAUGCAACUAACUAUUCUAGCAUGGUAAAUAGAAAAAAUCCCCUUCGAAAAAACUCCUUGAAUGGCAAGCAGGUUUUUCUAGAGAACUAGAAACUGAUCCCUAGUUUUUUGAAGAUACCCAAAAAUCUAAUGUCUAAUGGACAAGGCUCGGAUUGACUAGAUAACUAGGAGGCUUAAAAAAAAGGUCGCAUUAUUCGCAUUAAAUUGCGACUGAAUGAAUGAAAUAAUAACUCUGUUUAGGAUCAAGUCGAUUUUCAAAUAUUCUUUGCACAAUCAAAAUAAACUUUACAGUUAAAACAAUUUUUUGACAAUAUUCAUUCAGUUUGAAGGAUUUCAAAUCGGGAUUUAAAAUAUUUCUUUCUGAACUGUUAAAAUUAUCAAAUUGGAUUGAUUUCAAAUGAGAGAAGUUUAUAAUUUACAAUAAUUCUCUCGAAAUAGGGAAAAUAUGGUGAUUUUUUUUACGAAAAUAGAGAAACAAAAGGGAAAGAAAUUCUUUUAACGAAACAUAAUGUAUUUUCUUUACAAGAUAGAGGAAUUAAAAAAAAUGUCAUUUUUAACCCAACAAGUUUCAACCAAGAAAGAUGAAUUUUCAAAGAAAGAUGACCUUUCAAUCUAAAAAAAUAAAUUUUUAACCCAAAAGGACGAAUUUCCUAUCCAAAAAGGCAAAUGUUCAAAAAGCAGUCGAUUUUUCGACCAAAAAGGACCAGUUUUGAACAAAAUAAUUAAAUUUUCAGCCUACAAAGAUGAAUUUUCAAAUAAAAGAGAUUAAACUUCAACCAAAAACAGUUGUAUUUUAAAUAAAUAGUUAAGUUUUCAAGCCAAGAACACGAAUUUUUUAGACGAGAGUUGAAUUAACUUGAAAAGUUGAAUUUUUAACAAAUAGUGCGCUUUUGACCCAGAAAUAUACAUUUUUAAUCAAUUAGUUCAAUUUUAAAAC